CUACCGCCACCUCAGCGGCUCGGACCACGGACGCGGCUCGCCAGCAGCCCGCCGCACAGAAGCUGCCGCCGGGCGCCGCCGCCCGCACGCCCGCUGCCCGCCGCCCGGGAUCAUUUGAAUUUUGGCUUGGGAUUCAAUUGCCAACAACUUCAGACAUGGCCCUGGAUUAGCUCCCUUUCUCAUUGCCGUGACAGAACACCUGACCCAGAUGACAUGGCUGAACACCUGAGGACAGGGUUUCUCUGUGUAGCCUUGGCUGUCUUGGAAUUCUCUAUAUCUACCAGCCUGGUCUUGAGCUUAAGAAAUCCAUCUGCCUCCCUGAGUGCUGGGAUUAAAGUUUGGAAGUUUGUUUAAGAACCAAGGACCUUUUCACACUAAAACUGAGGGUGUGUGGCUGUCUUAUUCAAGGAGAAAUGGGUAUUUUCCAUGUAACGUAUCCUACUUCGGUACACUGAAAAACCAGUAAAGUGGAUUUUGCCCACGGCUUCCCUUUAUUUUCUACUGAGUUCAUCCAUGAGCUCAGAUUUUCCACAUUACAACUUCAGGAUGCCUAAUAUUGGAUUCCAGAAUCUGCCUCUCAACAUAUAUAUUGUGGUUUUUGGCACUGCUGUAUUUGUCUUCAUUCUUAGUUUACUCUUCUGUUGCUACUUGAUUAGGCUAAGACAUCAAGCACACAAAGAAUUUUAUGCCUACAAACAGGUUAUAUUAAAAGAAAAAGUAAAAGAACUGAAUUUACAUGAGCUCUGUGCUGUGUGUCUAGAAGACUUCAAGCCUCGAGAUGAACUGGGGAUUUGCCCAUGCAAGCAUGCCUUCCACAGAAAGUGCCUUGUUAAGUGGCUGGAAGUCCGCAAAGUGUGUCCCCUGUGCAACAUGCCGGUGCUGCAGCUGGCCCAGUUGCAUGGUAAACAGGACCGUGGUCCUCCUCAGGAGCCCCUCCCUGGGGCAGAGAACAUUGUAUAGCUUCCUACAAGGAUCAGACUGUUGCUGGACACAGCAGUAUGGAGCCAGGAGGAACACAAGCAGACAAUGUUUUCGCUGCUCUCUGCCUGGGACACCCACUGUCACUUCCUUUGCCUCAUGAAGAACUCUUGAGCCAGGCAAGCUGAGACCCUAGGCAUCUGGAUCUUGUGACAACCAAAGCACCCUGAUUAUCACCCUAUGCCAAAAGGAGUGGAUGAGCCUGCAGGUUUGGUUUCAGAAAUUUUCUGAUCUUCCCCUGUGUCUCCAGGCACCUCUAUAUCAAGCAGAAGGGAAGAUAAACACGUGUUAGAAAGGAACUUCGAAUGGGUCCACCCGUGGACCUUAAGCUGCUGUUCAGACUUCACCUGCUCUGUUGCCACAGACCCUCGGCAUCCUGAGUCAAGUGAAACCAGCUGUUCCAUCAGCUGAAGCACACCUGGCUGCCAGUAUUUGGUGAGGCAGCUCCUGCAAGGUUCUUCGGGUUCAUCUUGGAACCUGAAGACUUUGGGAACAACAGCAACAGGACCCCUGCCACACACACCAGUUCACACUUGCUGUCAAAUCUUCCAAGUUGAAGCCAUUAUAAACACUUGGAAAGGCCUGGUCAGGAGCCAUCCCUCUUCUGUUUCUCCUCCUAGCCCAGCAGGAGCUUGACCCUGAACCUCCACUGUCCCUGUGUAACCCAGGGGCCAGGGCACUGCUCAAGUAUGCCGAAAGCGUAGUGUGUUCCAUUACAGCUGCUGGCCUCAUCCCACUGGCUAAGGGGUCUCUCUGGGCCCUUCAGAUGGCUCCAAAGAGGAGCCCCUUUCUCAGCAAGGCCAGUCCUCACCCACCUGGAUGACCCAGGACAGACACUUCGGCUUCUCUCCUUUCCCCUUCUGUCCUUCUUCUGCUCUUUUUCUACAUAAGAAAAAUGUCUUACUGCAUUUUUAAACAUUUAUCCCCAGUAAGCUCCCUGUAAUUUUUGAAGCCAGUGAGCCACUUGGAGUUGUAAAUAGUUUGAGGACGCUCCUGCAUGGCUGGCCUUCUGUUGGUGUGUACCUCAGUUACUUGGACUCGAGAUUCCUAACUGAAGGUGUUUUUAUAGGAGAAACAUGCAUGCUGCUUUUUGGCUCUUUCUGUCCAACUUUUCUAGGACAACUGCCUCCAGUAGGCGUUGUGAACACUGUAAACUAGCCAUGUAAAGCACAGAACAUUCUUUUUACAUAGCUUUCUCUCCCCUCUCGUCACAACAGUGCCACUGCAAUGCCUCAACAACUGCUCUGCAGGAAGUAGUCUGGGA
Molecule: messenger RNA, 2242 nt
Organism: Meriones unguiculatus (Mongolian gerbil)
Lineage: Eukaryota; Metazoa; Chordata; Mammalia; Rodentia; Muridae
Gene: Rnf24
Product: ring finger protein 24
Exons: 10
Coding region: 514-960 (148 amino acids)
Cellular component (GO): endomembrane system
Molecular function (GO): ubiquitin protein ligase activity; zinc ion binding
Source: RefSeq, a predicted model, not a curated record